CAUGUUUGCAUUGUAUUUCAACCUUCUUUUUUUGUUUGAAUGUGUACAAAGUGUGUAACUUUGGCACCCAAGUCUGUUGGCCUAGUGUCAAUGAUUUUGGGUUGAGAACCAGUAGAGACAAAAAAUUACUACUCCCUUCGUUCCAAUUUAUAUGGGCACCAUUUGACUAGACAUGUAAUUUAAGAAAGAAAGGAAUAAUUUUGAAAUUUGUUGUCCAGAACAAGCCUCAGAUAAAUGUGAUUAUUUUUAAAUAUAGAAAUGUGACAUUCUUUUUGGGACAAACUAAAAGGACAGAGGGAGUAAGUGAUUUCUUCACAUCUGUUCAGCUUUAGUUGACGGAGUUAUCCCGUACUUGUGCUGGUGGUAGUUAGCAGGUAUCCCUGUGGAAUUGGUGGAGAUUUCCAGACAGUUCGUUCCAAAAAUAGAAGCAGCUCUGAUAUGGCUUAUGGCGGCACAAAUGUCAUUCCAUUGGCAGCAACAGGUGGCUCAACAGUGAGGCAGGUGAAGCUGGAUAAAGAAUGUGAGCUCCGAAUUGAAUCGAGCGCUGACUCGCCCCUACGUCUUCGGCUCCUGACUGGCACGGCUGAGAUUUUUGGGACUGAAGUCCCUCCUGGAAUCUGGCUCAACUUCCCUCCAAGACUAAAAUUUGCAGUAUUUACUUGGUAUGGAGCCACAAUCGAGAUGGACGGUCCCACUGAAACUGAUUAUACAGCAGAUGAGACGCCGAUGAUAAGCUAUAUAAAUGUCCAUGCUGUACUUGAUGGACGAAGAAAUCGUGCCAAAGCUUCGCCCAGUGAUUCUGACACUUCUCAGGGCCCAAGGGUUGUCGUCGUGGGACCAACAGAUUCUGGCAAGAGUACUUUGUCACGGAUGCUUCUUAGUUGGGCUGCGAAACAGGGAUGGAAACCCACUUUUGUGGAUUUGGACAUAGGUCAAGGAUCGAUAACUAUUCCAGGAUGUAUUGCUGCUACGCCAAUCGAGUUGCCUAUUGAUCCAGUUGAAGGAAUUCCACUUGAAAUGCCUAUGGUCUACUUCUUUGGCCAUGUGACUCCUAGUGCCAACGUAGAUCACUACAAGGUACUCGUCAAGGAGCUAUCGCAGACUCUGGAGAAGCAAUUUUCUGGUAAUGCUGAAUCUCGAGCUUCAGGCAUGGUAAUAAAUACAAUGGGAUGGAUAGAGGGAGUUGGUUAUGAGUUGCUACUACAUGCGAUUGAUACGUUCAACGCCACAGUUGUUCUUGUCUUGGGUCAGGAAAAACUUUGUAGCAUGCUAAAAGAUGUAUUGAAGAAUCGACCUAACGUGGAUGUGGUGAAACUUCAAAAAUCCGGUGGUGUUGUAUCAAGGAAUGCAAAAGUACGGCAGAAAGCAAGGGGCUACAGAAUACGGGAAUAUUUUUAUGGCCCUUCGAACGACCUCUCGCCACAUUCUAAUGUAGUAAGCUUCAGUGACUUGUUCAUCUACCGGAUUGGAGGUGGACCACAGGCUCCACGCUCAGCUUUACCUAUUGGUGCAGUGCCUGCAGCAGAUCCUACAAGAUUGGUUCCAGUUAAUGUCAACCAAGACUUGCUCCAUUUGGUUCUUGCCGUCUCAUAUGCCAAAGAACAAGAUCAAAUAAUAUCCAGUAAUGUUGCUGGAUUCAUCUAUGUAACCGACAUAGACAUGCACAGGAAAAAGAUAACAUACCUUGCACCAUGUGCUGGGGAACUUCCGAGCAAAUAUCUAAUCGUGGGAACCUUAACAUGGAUCGAAAACUGAAGUGUAUAAGUGCUGUAGCCAGUGGUUUUUUCGGUCUUUGAGUUUUGUGCGGCAGCAUGGAAAUGCCCACUAAGCUUUUGGUGUUGUAGAAAUGCAGUAGGCUUUUCAGUGAGUGACUGUAUAAUACUACUGUACCAUAGGUGAAGCUUUAUGAAGAAAAAUCCUAUUGUACAAAUAACAAUAGCUCCUCAUCUAAGUUAUAAACUUAUUUGGCAGAAAUAUUUUGACA
Lycium barbarum (goji berry) is the source of this 1984-nucleotide messenger RNA. Its product is annotated as protein CLP1 homolog. Lineage: Eukaryota; Viridiplantae; Streptophyta; Magnoliopsida; Solanales; Solanaceae. The record is from RefSeq and is a predicted model, not a curated record. Gene Ontology annotation, biological process: tRNA splicing, via endonucleolytic cleavage and ligation. Gene Ontology annotation, molecular function: polynucleotide 5'-hydroxyl-kinase activity. Gene Ontology annotation, cellular component: mRNA cleavage factor complex; nucleus. The coding region runs from base 439 to 1755 and encodes 438 amino acids. The transcript is spliced from 11 exons.